AUCAUUCACAAGGUUUAUUUUAGAGUAGACUGAAUAUAUAUUUUUCAUAUCAAGUUUCAAAAUAUUUAAAAUGUGGGUUAAGACUUACGCUUCAAGGGGUAUAUAACCCAUAUUGUAAACAGUUCAACAAAAGCUGACAUAAAUUAGACGUUUUAUUUUUAUGGAUCAUAAAUUCACAAAUCUGGAUAUUUGAAAAGUUUAGGAUGUCUGUUUUUUAUUCAGUACAUAAGGACAGCUAUGUUGGUGAUACGGAAGAAUCAAAACCGCCGCCGGCGCCGCCGGGAACAGUCAAGAAGUCAACUAUGUAUAUCAUAGUAGCGCUUAGUGUUGUGGUCACGUCUAUGAUGUUUGCAAGCACCGUUACUGUUGUUUACCUCAUAGCUAAAGGGGAAAACAAAUCUUCCGGAGGAGGAAAUAAUGGCCCCGGAGGUCUGAUGAGACAUGUUACAGAGAGUGCGACCGGAAACACUGGUACUGCAGCGCCGCCUGCCAGCUCAACGCAAAGCCAAGGUCAAACAACUAGAGCGCCUGUGCAGAAUGAGGCCGGAAACCAGGUCAGUACUACUCGCUCUGGAACUGGAGCGCCACCUGUCAGCAAGGCACAAAGUCAAGGUCAAACAACUAGAGCUCCUUUGCAGACCACACCCUCACAAUCUCAGUCAGAUAGAUUCGAUUUGCCAAGUCCCGUUACAACAUUUACAAGAUGGGGUAAAACAGAAUGUACGCCCAACUCUGCAGUUUUAUACACUGGCUUCACCGCCGGCAGUCGCUAUAACUACCAUGGCGGAACUUCAAACGUUCUCUGUCUGCCAAAAGAGCCGCAGUUCAAUUCCUACUCGCCAGGUAUGUCAGGGAAUUACUUGUACGGGUCAGAAUACAAUGCCAGAAAUACUUAUUUAAGUGACAUAUUUGGAAAAGAGUUAAAUGAGCAGGAUGUUCCAUGCGCUGUCUGUGAAGUAACCGGAAGUUCAGCAAUGAUGGUCUUUCCGGCACGCACUGAAUGUUACAAUGGCUGGAAUAAACAAUACUCGGGUUACCUUAUGACGAGCCAUGAAGCGCACAAUAAGUCAAUGGACGUUGUUUGCAUAGAUUCAGAACCGGAAGCAAUUCAUGACUCGAGCGAUAACGAAAACGGGGCUUUGUUCUAUUUCGUGGAAACGAAUGGACAGUUGUUCAAGCACGGAUACUCGAAAGGUCGUGAAAUGACAUGUGUUGUCUGUACGAAAUGAUUUUAUGUGAUAACUAUUUACAUUGACUUAUUAUAUUAUCAAUGAAUAACUUUAUAUAUUAAUCAGAACAUGUUACUUUGUUGUUUUUUAAGUUUUUUGGCAUCUCGAAAUGACAGUGUACCGCUCAUCGACAACUUAACUUAAAAUGUUACUGUUUAGGCGGCAAGUGAUUCUGCCUUUGCGACCAGUGCAAACCAAGAUCAGCCUACACAUCCGUGCAGUCUGAUCAUGGUCUGCACUGUUCGCCAUUCAGUCAGUAUAUUUUUGGUAAACAUCCCUUUUUAACAGUUUAUGGUACUGUCCAGAUAGAAUGAUGGACUAGUCCAUUGUAGAAAUUUAGCAGGGUAAGGGUUAAAGUCAGAUGUCUUUUUCUUCAGGAAAAUAAUAUUAUGAUGUGUUAAUUUUGGACAUUUAUGUUGUAUGAAACAGUUCUUCCUAAUCCCAUUCCGUUUGUGUAAGCUUGACAGAAGAUAGACAUCUUUAGUCAUAAGCAUUAAACAUUGUUGUAUAGAUUAUGGAAAAUGUUUAAUACUCGAUCAAUACUAUUUAGCAUUUCAUUUGAGUAUGCCUUACUAGACACAAAGAAGCAUCAGACAAGCUACGGAAGUCCUUUUCACUCGAGAAACUGAUCUUGGAGGUUAUAAUUGAUGAAUUAGAAUUUAACGGCAGUAUGAUUAGCAAAACCGGGUCAAAGCACGACUAUUUAGAAACCAAAUGUGAUAGGAAAAAAAGGUUUCUCAGAGAAUAUAUGGCCCCAACUUUUCUAAUGAGUUUAUGACAGCGUCAAUAUGGGGAAAAGAUUUGUAAAAUAUAAAGGGCCUGACUAUGUGUGACAGCACUUCAAACAUAAUAAGACUGUGUAGGGAAUAAAAUUUAGUCUAUGUACAGCUUACAAUAGCAUGCGCUCUUCUAAACGUGUCAAAAUACACGAAAUGUACCCAAGGAAUAUGUAUGCAUUUAUAUAGAUUCAUCUUUUUUUCAGUUAGAGGUACGUGGUCGUCUUAAAACAUACGCUUUACUACUGACCCAUGUGGCAAAUACAAAUUAGGAGAGUCUUUUCAUACUGAACUUAUUAAACGAGUUGAAUAAAAUGAUCAAAUGCGAGGCUCUGUCGAGCAGUUUAUCAUAUUUAUUCGCUGAGUUUAAUAAAUUCAAUGUGGAAAGACCAAAAUGUAAUAUUCUUUUUAUCACAAAGUCAUGUUAGUUUUUUUUUUUUUUGUGAAACAUAUAAAAAUUCAAACUUUCUUUACCUGUUAUAAACCAAGUCAACUCAACCAACGUCUCCUGCGCUAGAAAGACGUCAGUGUGAAAAUGUUACAUUGUUGUAAAACCAAACAAAAAAAUGACAUGGCUUUAUUUUCACUUCCAUGAAAUCAAACAUGUGAUAAACAUAUCUACAAUUAUACAGAAGUCCUUUCAGCCUUAAGAUCAAAUCAUUGUAUAUUUUGGCUAUUGCUCUAUUGUUCUAAUAACAACUGCAUUGCUUCAGCCUAACAGAUAUGCAAUGAAUAAAAUUGCCUAUUGCUUGUCACGUCAGUGGAAGAAACCUUUUCCCUCUGGCAGUUGUACUGUUCUGCCUGAUAUUGCUGGUAAUGCUGUCCAAUGAAUGCUGGCUCAGAAACAAGAUUUUUUAAUUAUUCUUCAUUGCUUAAAAUUUAAUACUUCAUUUCAGUCAUCUUUUAUUUAUACUAUUCAAUACAAUAAGUAUAUUUGAGUCGUGCCUUUUCUGAUACAUAAAAUACAUAUAGCAUGAUACAAACCAUAAAAAUAUUUCCAAAAGAAAUAUAAAUAUGAGAGACUGUUCAGACUGACAGAAGGACGACUUUUUGUAAAAUAAAAGGGAAGGUAUUCUACCAUAAUUAUAUAAUGAUACGAAAUGUGUAACAGUAGCCUCCCUGGUAUAAGUGCAUAAUUAAAUACACUAGCAGAUAGUCGGUUCCGCAAUUUUGUUUGUUAAGAUUUUUUUAUAUUUAACGUUAACAUUUCCUUCUAUGCCGUCAGCUGAUAAAUAGUAAAAAGAAGAAGUUCA
Messenger RNA from Mercenaria mercenaria, 3258 nucleotides. Its product is annotated as short-chain collagen C4-like. The record is from RefSeq and is a predicted model, not a curated record. Lineage: Eukaryota; Metazoa; Mollusca; Bivalvia; Venerida; Veneridae. The transcript has 3 exons. The coding region runs from base 204 to 1229 and encodes 341 amino acids.